This is a messenger RNA of Fopius arisanus, 2371 nucleotides long. It is a transcript of the gene T48, whose product is annotated as FU domain-containing protein T48. Bases 164 to 1477 code for a protein of 437 amino acids. Lineage: Eukaryota; Metazoa; Arthropoda; Insecta; Hymenoptera; Braconidae. The record is from RefSeq and is a predicted model, not a curated record. The transcript is spliced from 5 exons.
CAAGCGACGAGAGAACAACUCGAGUGUUUACCAUCGACUUUUAUCCCAAAAUAAAAAGCCUCUCUCGGAUCACUGAAAUCAAAACAACGAGUAAAAUGAAAUAAAUCGCCAAGUCGAUGAAAACGGAAUAAUCACACAGUGAGAAAAUAAUGUGGACUAGAAAAUGGGAAAUUUAGCCACUGCGGUGAGAUUCGCUGCAGCUUUGUUGCCUUAUCUUGUGGAUUACGUCCAGGGAAACGAGGAAACACCAAGAGGAUGCGUCGAGUCCGAGGGCGGUUGCAUUCGUUGUCGCGGUGCAUCGUGUGCUCGUUGUGCUGCACUGCUGCACGAUGGUAAUUGCGUAGACACAUGUCCACCUGGUUACAUCGUCGAUUGGUCAACGGGGGACGAGUACAUGGGGAGAAUAUGCCACAAGACUGGGUACAUGUUCGGCCUCACGGGGAGCCAAGUUGCUAUUCUUGUUGGUAUUAUUUCCGGGGCAACAGUUUGCAUAUUCAUCAUUUUGUGCGGUGCCAUUGUGGUGCACAGGAGGAAGAAAAGGGCGGUCAAACUCAUUCGGCAGUAUGAGGACAGUGCUGAAAGACGGGAAUUCCUCAAGCACCUUGGGACAUUAAGGGGCGAAGCAACAACAUUUCUUGCGAUGUUGAACGAUACGAGAAGACAAGUGAGAGAGUUGUAUUACGCUGGUAAUAAUGGAGAUGGUGCUGUUGGUGUACAGGCGUACAGGCCGGUGUUGCGAGACCUCGCCAGAAUACUAGUUCUGGUGAAUAGAAAAGAUGAGGAGAUAGCAUUACCUCCGAAUGACUGGCAAAGGCUUUUGGCUUGGGCUGAACGCCUCCUGAGAAGAUACAAGAAACAUACGUCACCCGAGGUGGCCCAAUUGGUGACAUUUUUGCAGCAACCCUCGCACCAAUUGAACCCCCAGUCACCGCAGCAGAUAGCAAUUGGCCAGAGCAGCCCCCAGAGCUACGAAUUACGUUCAACCCCAACGAAUCUCACGACAUUCCAAGCAAACGCACCACUCACGACAUUUCAAGCGAGUGACAAAUCCAGCAUCAGUCCAGCCUCAUCGAGCCUGGGCUACACCAAAGACAGUAGUCCAAUAGGCUCAAGCCUCGGGCAAAAUAACUCAAUGAUCUACAAUGACAAACUCAGUCCAUCAGGAUCAACAGUUGGUCAGACAACGCCUCUUGUUUAUGGACAGAAGCGCAAUCCAUCACCACGACUCCAGGAACUCGCUAUUUCGGCGUUCAAUCACAAUUACAAUAAUUCAAUGGGUGAAAAUAGUGUGUCGUGUGGGGGUAGUGAGUGCAAUGGACUCAGCAGUGAUCUUAAUCCACAGUGGGAAUUUCAGACUAGUAUUGAAGCGACUAAUUACACUAUCCUGAAUGAUUGGGCCCCAGGGAGGGACUACCUCAUCGAUGAUUUUACGAUUCUUGGAUUCAGGCCACAGGAUGAAAUCACUACUGAAUUAUAAUUUAUUUUUACUGUUGCUGCAUGUUACUCAGAGGACGAGCUAAUGCAUGAGACAACGAUUGCUCCCGAAUUCUGGCAUUUUAGUUUAUUUAUGUAAUUUUGUAGUGAGGAGAUGUAGGGAUUUGGCGGAGAUGGAGUGACUCGAGAUAAAUUUCCACAUGUUCGGGAAUUGGGUUUAGAAUUUUAUUCUGGAGGUCAUAAUUAUGAGAAUUAUUUAAUUAAUUCAACAGAUGCUCUGUACUCAUUAGGAAUUAAGGUUUCAAAUUUGUAAUGGGAUUUAUUUCCAAUUGAAAAUGGAAAUCAAUUUUCUUCAUCGAAACACCCUGUAAAACUAAUGGAUAUGAGGGGGAAAAAUUUGAAUUUUCAACGAAAAAUCUCUUUUUUUCCCCUGAGAGAUUUUUUAAAUUUUUUAUUGGUGUAUCCUAAUUCCUCCUCUUCCCCUCGCUCGAAUGUCUGAUAUCUAACGUAAAUGUGUUCUUCGUCAAGGCCGUGGGACUGAUCAUUAGUGUACCAAAUGUCGAAGGUUCUAAUAAUUUAGGUGAUAAUAUGUGUCAAUUAUUUAAGCGAAAACUACUGCACUAGUCAAUUUGCAAUAUAACGUGCAGUGGAGAAUGAAAAGGGGACAAAGUGUUACGAAAAUUUUGUCGAAAAUUUUCAGUGGCUACAUAUCAAAACGUGAGGAAUCCGCCCAAUAAUCUAAUCGCAGUCGUCUAUUUUCGAUAAUCUUUAAAAAUUAUUAGAAAAUCCAGCGAUGCUCUGGUAUUUGUGUAUUUUUCUUACACGUUACUAUUUUUCACGACUCGCACUGAGUCUCUAUGUACAAACAUUUGUAAAUAUUAGAUAAUAUUCUAAAGAAAUAUUCACAUAAUAUAUAUAUAUACUCGAACGAAAACAA